Molecule: messenger RNA, 1656 nt
Organism: Cercospora beticola
Lineage: Eukaryota; Fungi; Ascomycota; Dothideomycetes; Mycosphaerellales; Mycosphaerellaceae
Product: flavin-containing monooxygenase
Molecular function (GO): N,N-dimethylaniline monooxygenase activity; NADP binding; flavin adenine dinucleotide binding
Source: RefSeq, a predicted model, not a curated record
AUCAUGGCUUCUUCAUCGAUACCCGUAGUGGAGCAGCCCAUCUUCACUCGCCGCAAACUUCGCGUUGUGGCGAUUGGAGCUGGGUUUGCGAACAUAAUGUUGGCUCACAAGCACAAAUAUGUUGGCGACAAUAGCUAUAUUGACCUUGUUGUUUACGAGAAGAAUCGAGAAGUUGGUGGGACUUGGCUCGAAAAUACGUAUCCUGGCGUAGCCUGCGACGUUCCAGCCCAUAUCUAUUGCUUUCCCUUCGCGCCAAAUCCAGACUGGUCUUCGUUCUACGUUGGCGGCCCAGAGAUCUUGAAGUACAUUAUCAAGACAGUGGAUGACUACAAACUGCGAGAGUACAUUCAGGUCAACACGAAACUCAUCGCAGCCAACUGGUCGGAUGACAAAGGCAAAUGGCUCUUGAAGCUGGAGCAAAACGGCAGCACGAUCACCGACGAAGCUGAUGUCCUCAUCAAUGGAGCCGGUUUUCUCAACCGCUGGGAGUGGCCAAACAUUCCUAACCGAGAAGCUUUCCGCGGCGAAAUGGUUCACAGUGCCCACUGGGAGACUGUCGACUGGAAAGACAAGAAGGUUGCUCUUAUCGGGAAUGGUUCAUCCGGAAUUCAGAUUCUACCGCAGAUCCAACAGACUGCAAAGCACGUCACAACAUAUAUCCGAACACCUACCUGGAUUAUUCCGAAUAUGCUUGCGGACGCGACACCGGAAGGAAAGAACUUCCAAUACAGCGAGGAAGAGAAACAACGCUUUCGCGAGAAUCCGGAAGAACUCAAGGCGUUGCGUCAGAAAUUGGAGAAUAUGUUCAACCAGUACUUUUUCGUUUUCAUGAAGGGUUCUCCCACGCAGGAGGCAGUUCGGGGUGCAUUCAGAGAUAUCAUGAAGCAGAGAUUGGGCGGGGAUGGAGAGCUGACCGAUAAAUUGAUUCCGCAGUGGCCUGUAGGUUGCAGGAGGAUCACGCCUGGAGAUGGCUAUUUGGAAGCGUUGACAAGUGCGAACGUGAAGAGCAACUUCAAUCCGAUUGUGAAGUUCACGGAGAAGGGAAUUUUGUCGCAGCCGGCCGCCGAUACGGAGCCUGAAGAGGAGGAGUUUGAUCUUAUCAUUUGCGCCACUGGUUUCAAUGUAGCGUUCCGGCCGGCGUGGGAGAUGACUGGCGUUAACGGGAUGAGCUUGCAGGAGCUGUGGAAAGAUGAGUCUGAAGGUUAUAUGGGAAUCAUUGCCCCGCAAAUGCCAAACUACUUUUCGUACACUGGGCCCAACAGUCCUCUCGGACACGGCAGCAUACUUGCAUGCUACGACUGGUGCGCGGAUUGGGUUAUGAAAUGGUGCGACAAGAUUGCCUGACAGGGAAUCAAGUCCAUCACAAUCAAGCCUGAUGUCCUUCGCGAAUUCAACGACUAUGCGCAGGAGUUCCUCAAGAAGACUGUCUGGUCAAGUGAAUGCAGAAGCUGGUACAAGAAUCACAAAACGGAAGGUCGCGUAACUGCCAUGUACCCCGGAAGCAUUCUACAUUAUCGGCAAAUGCUGCAGGCCUUUAGGACGGAGGACUUCGAUAUCGGUUAUUUGAACAAGCAGAAUCGAUUUGGGUUUAUGGGCAAUGGCAUCACGGAGUUGGAGGCUCAAGGAGGAAAUCUGGCUUUCUACCUGGAGAAAUAA